Molecule: messenger RNA, 2677 nt
Organism: Mus musculus (house mouse)
Lineage: Eukaryota; Metazoa; Chordata; Mammalia; Rodentia; Muridae
Gene: Supt7l
Product: SPT7-like, STAGA complex gamma subunit
Exons: 5
Coding region: 344-1582 (412 amino acids)
Biological process (GO): maintenance of protein location in nucleus
Cellular component (GO): SAGA complex; nucleus; nucleoplasm
Molecular function (GO): transcription coactivator activity; protein heterodimerization activity
Source: RefSeq, marked validated
AACUUCCUGUGGCAGAGGGCGAUUGGGAAGAAGUGCUUCCGUGGCCUUGGUCCAUUAAUCAAUAAACAAGGCUCCUAGGCUUGACCUAGUCCUCGACUCCGACCUGUCAGAGUCAGGCAGCCGCGUAUACCACUCCUGGGGCAGGGCGGGAGAGUAUUGUCUGUCCUAGAGUUUUGCUAGCACCUUUUUAAAGUGAUCUUAGCUUGCUUCUUAUGUGGGAACUGCCUAGACUUCCUACUUUUCACUGCAGAAGCUUCUGAUCUACAGUUGCCAGAGACGGAAGCACACACCUUUAGGAGAUCGUUUACAUUAAGCUGGAGAGCCCUUCUCUGCUUGCUCUAAAAUGCUGAGGUACUGGGGAGAGAUACCAAUACCGUCAGGACAGACCAACAGAAGUUCCUUUGAUCUGCUCCCACGGGAGUUCCGUCUGGUGGAAGUCCAUGACCCGCCCCUGCACCAGCCCUCAGCCAACAAGCCGAAGCCCCCCACGAUGCUGGACAUUCCCUCAGAACCGUGUAGCCUCACCAUCCAUACCAUUCAGUUGAUCCAACACAACCGACGCCUGCGCAGCCUUAUUGCCACAGCUCAGACCCAGAGUCAGCAGCAGACAGAGGGUGUGAAGGCUGAAGAGAGUGAACCUCUUCCCUCCUGCCCUGGCUCACCUCCUCUCCCUGAUGACCUCCAGCCUUUAGACUGUAAAAAUCCCAAUGCUCCAUUCCAGAUCCGGCACAGUGACCCAGAGAGUGACUUUUACCGCGGGAAAGGAGAGCCUGUGACAGAGCUGAGCUGGCACUCCUGCCGGCAGCUCCUCUAUCAAGCAGUCGCCACAAUCCUGGCCCACACAGGCUUUGAGUGUGCUAAUGAAAGUGUCCUGGAGACCCUAACUGAUGUGGCACAUGAAUACUGCCUCAAGUUCACCAAGCUGCUGCGCUUUGCUGUCGACCGAGAGGCCCUGCUGGGACAGACUCCUUUCCCUGAUGUAAUGGAACAGGUGUUCCAUGAAGUGGGCAUUGGCAGUGUGCUCUCCCUGCAGAAGUUCUGGCAGCACCGCAUCAAGGACUAUCACACUUACAUGCUACAGAUUAGUAAGCAGCUCUCUGAAGAAUAUGAAAGGAUUGUGAAUCCCGAGAAGGCCACAGAAGACACUAAACCUGUGAAGAUCAAGGAAGAGCCUGUGAGCGACAUCACAUUUCCUGUCAGUGAGGAGCUAGAAGCGGACCUUGCUUCUGGAGAUCAGUCCUUACCCAUUGGGGUCCUCGGGGCUCAGAGUGAGCGCUUCCCAUCCAACCUGGAGGUGGAGGCUUCGCCACAGGCUCCAAGUGCAGAGGUCAAUGCUUCUCCUCUCUGGAACCUGGCUCACGUGAAAAUGGAACCUCAAGAAAGUGAAGAAGGCAAUGUGUCUGCGCAUGGGGUGCUGGGCAGUGAUGUCUUUGAGGAGCCAAUGUCAGGCAUGAGUGAGGCUGGACUCCCUCAGAGCCCUGACGACUCAGACAGCAGCUAUGGUUCCCACUCCACUGACAGCCUCAUGGGGUCCUCCCCUGUGUUCAAUCAGCGCUGCAGGAAGAGGAUGAGGAAGAUUUAACUGCAGAGCGCCAGCAGGAAGCCCAUGAGUAGUAAUUAGACUGUAUUCUUAAGUGUAGACCUUUGCUAAUGUCAGAGACAGUUCCUAACCUAGUAACAGUUCACUUUGCGUCGUUUCUGUACUUCUUUAAAACAACUAAGCCACCGUUCGCAGCUGAGUUGUGAUACUGACCUGGUAAUCAGACCAAAGUACUGUCCCGGCUGGUUUUAUCUCAGCUCCUCUCAGCCGUGUCUCUGGCACGCUUGAGAGGAGUCAUGCCACUUUGAUGCUCCUUGCAGAGGUGGGACACUGAGGUGCUUUGCUUAAAUUUCAAAGCUUGCAUAUAUUCAUGUAAAUAUAUGCAAUAUAUGACGUCUAUAAUAGACGUCAGCAAUUCAUUCGUCUAUUUUGUGUCGUCAUUGGGAACCCAGUAGCAAGACAGACAGUAACAGCUAAACUUAAGUCCAUCAGUCAGAGUUCAAACUAUUCAUGCUACUCAGGCCUCUUACAAAGUGAGAGCCGUGGGGACAGCUGUUACCCUUAUGCAGCUGUCCCCAGAGUUCUUUCUUUUCUAGAUUAUUCCAGCCAGCCUCGUCAUUUUUACUUUCCAUAUGCUCUUGUGCUGACCCAGACUUUUUUUUUUUUCGAGGCAGGGUUUCUCUGUGUAGCCCUGGCUGUCCUGGAACUCACUUUGUAGACCAGGCUGGCCUUGAACUCAGAAAUCUGCCUGCCUCUGCCUCCCGAGUGCUGGGAUUAAAGGCAUGUGCCACCCACGCCUGACUUUUGACCCAGACUUUUAAGUAUCUUUCACCAUGCACACGCUUUCACCUUUUCUCCUUGUGAAGGUGGCAAACAGGGCCCACCACAGCUGCCGGGUACGCAGCAUCUGGCUUUGCUUCAGAACAGCUGUUGGUUUGUUUCAGGUGUUUGUUUUGGUUGUUUUGUUUAAAAAGACAUUUGAGGAUCCAGAGAGAUGGGUCAGUGGGUAAAGUCACUUGCAAUUUAAGUUUGAUACCGGGGACACACAUGGUGUAAGGAGAGAACCAACUCCUCCAUCAUGACACACACACACACACACACACACACAUAAAAAUAAAUUAUUUUUGGAAAAAGUCA